Messenger RNA from Anguilla anguilla (European eel), 1041 nucleotides. RefSeq names its product urotensin-2 receptor. Gene Ontology annotation, cellular component: membrane. NCBI's taxonomy places the organism in Eukaryota, Metazoa, Chordata, Actinopteri, Anguilliformes, Anguillidae. The coding region runs from base 22 to 1041 and encodes 339 amino acids. Gene Ontology annotation, molecular function: urotensin II receptor activity. Gene Ontology annotation, biological process: neuropeptide signaling pathway; regulation of blood pressure; blood vessel diameter maintenance. The transcript has a single exon. The record is from RefSeq and is a predicted model, not a curated record.
UUAAAAAAAUAAAAACCCAUCAUGAACCAGAGCUCCAACUCCUCGUCUCCGUCGGCGACGGGCAGCGCUGGCGGCGGUCUGUGGGUGACCUCGCUGCUGGGCGCUACGCUGCUCACCAUGUGCGUUCUGGGCGUGACGGGAAACGUCUACACCCUGGCGAUCACCAAGACGGCGGCGCUGCGGCGGACGGGCUCCAUGUACAUCUACAUCCUCAACCUGGCGCUGGCCGACCUGCUCUACCUGUCCACCAUCCCCUUCGUGGUGUGCACCUACUUCGCCCAGGACUGGCUGUUCGGCGAGGCGGGCUGCCGGGUGCUGCUCAGCCUGGACCUCCUCACCAUGCACGCCAGCGUCUUCGUCCUGGGCGCCAUGAGCCUGGAGCGCUACCGCGCCGUGGCCAUGCCCUUCCGCGCCCGCCGCUCCUCCGCCCGCGGCCGCAAGCUGGUGGCCCUGGGCAUCUGGGCCGCGGCGCUGGUGCUCACCCUGCCCAUGAUGGUGAUGAUCCGGCUGAAGGAGAGCAAGCCCAACGCGGCCGGCCUGACCAAGCGCAUGUGCUUCCCCACCUGGACCCUGGAGGCCUUCAAGGCCUACCUGACGGUGCUCUUCUGCACCAGCGUGCUCUGCCCUGGCCUGGCCAUGCUGGGGCUGUACGCCGGGCUGGCCAGGCGCUACUGCCAGGCGCAGGCCAGCCUGGGGGGCGGCGGCAGGACGGCCCGCCGGAGGGGUCUGAAGCAGCGGGUGGUGUCCAUGAUCUUCUGCAUCGUCGUGGCCUACUGGGCCUGCUUCCUCCCGUUUUGGGCCUGGCAGCUGGUCCGCCUCUUCUCCCCGGACUCCCUGCGCUCCCUGUCCCCGGCCGCCCACACGUACGUCAACUUCUUUGUCACCUGCCUCACCUACGGGAACAGCUGCAUCAACCCGCUGCUCUACACCCUGCUGACCCACAGCUACAAGGACUACCUGGCACAGAAGAGCCAGAACUCAGGAUCCACCAGGGGAGACCCGGGGGGAUCCGCAGGGGGCUCUGCCUUGCAGGACCUGUAG